AUGAGAGCUAUGUUUUCCCACCCUGCCAUCCUGUUCCUGUGGAUUCAGAGUACUAGUGGAUGGAUGCAUCCUAAAUGCCAGAUUUAUGACAGUGGUGAAGACUUGGGAGACUUUCUCAAAUGGACCUGCAACUACUUACCUCGUCAUGGAGAACAUUGCACUGCUGCCUGUGAAGAUGUCACAGCCAUCGAGGAGGAUCUACUUGGACUUCCCCCUAAUAUCAAUACCAUCUGCAUAUCUAUGAAACAUGGUGAAAAUAGAUCCAUGUCUCUGGGCUUUUUCUCUCAGUUUCAGGAUCUGGAGUACCUGUACAUUGAGGGAUGUUUAACUCAAAUCCUUCCAACUGGGAAUAGUCACCUUCCAAAUCUGCAACAUAUGUACUUGAUAGAUAAAUGGGGAACGGGCUCUGGGUGCUGUGAUUGUCAUAUUGGGCCUCAUACAUUCAGAAAUAUAGUUAAGUUAUGUGAUUUGACCAUACAGGGUUACAGGUUAACAGCAAUGGCCCCAGAUGUUUUCCAUGGUAUCCCUCAGUUACAAAGAUUCAUCAUUAGUGAACCCUGUGUUGAGGAUUGGUCAGAGGUACUAUGCAGAAUAAUGAAUAUAAAGUCACUUAUAGAGCUAAAAAUCAAAGCACCAGAGAUACAAUCGUUAAACCAAUCAAACUGCUCCAUUUUAAACACAAAAGAAAGCAUGAAACCUGUUUUUAACAAUCUAGCAUUGUCUGACUUCUCAUUUGGUGAAAUAACACAUAUAGAGGAAGGUGCACUGGCUUGGCUCCAGAACCUCACAAGGUUAACUGGGGCUUUCAGCCAGGAAGUCCACCUGCGCCUUCCCCUGUCUGGGAUUCAGCAAAUUCAGUACUUCAGUUGCUCUGGUAGUAAUGACAUUGAUUUUGAAUGUAUCUGUGAUGUAGUGUUUUUGCUUUCAAUCAAGGAAAUAUAUUUAGCCAAUGCCAAUAUACGUAGCCUCUCCAUGUCCAGUGUUGAAUUGUGCACUGGUCUAGAAUAUAUGUAUUCAAAUGGACUUGGAUCCGUCCAUCCUUCGCCCCAUUUGAAAUGGAAUUUCAUUUCCAGUCUCAAAAACCUUAACCAAUUGAACAUAGUUUUCCUGAGAGAUAAAAACCCUGAGAUUUGCUCCUUCCAAAAACAACCAAUCACAUGGUUAACAAAACUCACAUUUUUAAUCAAUAUACAAACACUUUUUGCUAAACAAUUUAGCUGUCUUGUUACGCUGCAGUAUCUGGAUUUAACACAGAAUUUAAUUUCAAACAUUGAAGACUUUGCUUUCCUGGGAUUGACAAAUCUGGAGUCCUUAGACAUUACAAGUAAUAAGAUAACACAGAUAAAUGCAAACACAUUUUUUGGUUUACAUAGUUUGACAUGGUUAGACCUCAGGAACAAUCCACUUAUUCACAACAUUGAGGCAAUGUCUUUCACACACCUCACGUCUCUUAGACAAGUGUUUCUCGGGCAAGUGAACAAUCCACUAACAGAACCUGUGAUCAAGCUGAAUCUGACACUUAUAUUUGGUGCCAUUCUGAGUCAGCUGACUCAUCUGUACAUUAGUUCAGCUAUGAGGCCAAUGCAGUUGGUUAUCGGCAGUAGCAUCACAUCUAAACAGAACCUGAGUCUCCAGCUCAAAGGCCAUACGCGUUCUGCCGACAUCAUUUUUCACAACUUGACCAAACUGGAGGUUCUGGAAAUGUACCACUGCAGGAUUUUUUCUUUGGAGGGGAGUUUAACUAAAGACUUUAAAUCUUUGAAAACAUUGUAUUUGCAUAUAGAGAACAUUUAUAAUGUAUUCUACAGCUUUACUGAACCUCUCUCUAGUCUUAAGUAUUUGAUACUUCCUCAGUUCCAGAUUUUUUGCAGUUGUGACAAUGCUUGGCUCAUUACAUGGGCCAAAGGGUACAGCCAGGUUGAGGUAAUCAUGCUUACUCCGUAUACACAUCCCGUUAUGUAUGCUUUGGAGGACUUGAUAUGCUUGUUGGACAAUGGAAUAGACACACCUAAUUUUGUCAGGUACACAGAAGCCAACUGCACUACAGAGGUUGGCUUUGUGCUCUUUGCUGCGACUGGCCUGGGAGUCCUGUUCUUCAAGCUGGUGGUGUUGGUCCAUAACCUGGCCGGUCCCUACCUCCUCCCCCUCUACCACAUCACCCUUGGCUGGCUGUCGGAGGCCAUGCGAUCCAACACCAGGGGGCGCUACCACUACGAUGCGUUUGUCUCCUAUAGCGGGAAGGACGAGCGCUGGGUGGUGGAGGAGCUGCUACCCAACCUGGAGCAGAGGGGUCCUCCUUUCCUGCGCCUCUGUCUGCACAGCAGGGACUUCCAGCUGGGGAAGGACAUUGUGGAGAACAUCACAGACAGCCUUUACCGGAGCCGACACACCGUCUGCCUAGUCAGCCGCCACUACCUGCGCAGUAACUGGUGCUCCCUGGAGAUGAAGCUGGCCACCUCCAGGCUGCAGGUGGAGCAAAGGGACAUCCUCCUCCUAGUCUUCCUGGAGAAGAUCCCCCCUCGCCAGCUGUCUGCCCACCACAGGCUGGCUCGCCUGGUGAAGACCAGGACCUAUCUGGACUGGCCCCAGGACCCCCAUCAGCACCAGGCAUUCUGGGACAGACUGUGGGCUAAACUGUCUGCAGCGUGA
Molecule: messenger RNA, 2649 nt
Organism: Salvelinus namaycush (lake trout)
Lineage: Eukaryota; Metazoa; Chordata; Actinopteri; Salmoniformes; Salmonidae
Product: toll-like receptor 13
Exons: 2
Coding region: 1-2649 (882 amino acids)
Biological process (GO): toll-like receptor signaling pathway; immune response; inflammatory response
Cellular component (GO): membrane
Molecular function (GO): transmembrane signaling receptor activity; protein binding
Source: RefSeq, a predicted model, not a curated record